Messenger RNA from Symbiodinium sp. CCMP2456, 390 nucleotides. NCBI's taxonomy places the organism in Eukaryota, Dinophyceae, Suessiales, Symbiodiniaceae. The record is from the annotation of a GenBank genome assembly.
AUGAUGGUCAACAACUGGUUCGUGAUAGCUGGCGCUUGCAUCCUGGUGACGACGGAAUAUUCUGCGAUUUUCUUCAUCUGCUUUUUUGUGAUAGUCAACCUCAUUGUCCUCAACAUUCUGAUUGCGUUGAUCUUGGAGUCCUCCCAAGCCGUGCGUGAGGAGCUCCAUGAACCCAUCGAGUUAGACCUGACCCUGGAAGAUGCCCAGCAGCUGCCAGGCAUGCACCGGGUUUCAUGUUUGGAAGGCUUUGAUGCAGGUGAAACUAUAGAUGCUAGGUCUUGGGAGGUUUCGGGACAGGUUUUUCCGGCAAUCUGUAGGGUUUGGAGUUUGUGGAAGUUUCGUUGCUUUACGAGGGUUUGUGCUGCUUUCCAGGUUUUGUUGUCCUCUUAA